AACUAUAUUUUGUAUGCAUAUCACUUCGCGUUACGAAACUUCUCCAGUCGAUUAAUUUCAUAUAUAUUUUCCUACCAUCUCUUUCGUCUUCAUCUUUCUUUCAAUCCAAGUUUAAUUAGUAGGAAACAUGAGCACUGAAGCCGGUGAUCAACAAAGACAAGCCCCUCGUUUGAAUGAGAGGAUCCUUUCAUCUUUGUCCAGAAGAUCUGUUGCUGCCCAUCCUUGGCAUGACCUCGAGAUAGGACCUGAAGCUCCAAACAUUUUCAAUGUUGUCAUUGAGAUAACAAAAGGAAGCAAAGUCAAGUACGAGCUUGACAAGAAAACUGGUCUAAUUAAGGUUGAUCGGGUGCUAUAUUCAUCAGUUGUUUACCCUCAGAACUAUGGCUUCAUUCCUCGAACGCUAUGUGAAGAUAGUGACCCUAUGGAUGUAUUAGUCCUCAUGCAGGAACCUGUCCUCCCAGGUUGUUUCCUUCGAGCUAGAGCCAUCGGACUGAUGCCUAUGAUCGAUCAGGGAGAGAAGGAUGAUAAAAUCAUAGCAGUGUGCGCUGACGAUCCAGAAUAUCGCCACUACACUAAUAUAAACCAGCUUCCCCCUCACCGCCUCGCUGAAAUCCGCCGCUUCUUUGAAGAUUACAAGAAGAAUGAGAACAAAGAGGUUGCUGUUAACGACUUUCUGGCUCCAAAUACUGCCGUUGAGGCCAUCCAGUACUCCAUGGACCUUUAUGCUGAAUACAUAUUACAAACGUUGAGGAAGUAAAUGGAUAGUAGCAUGGUAACUGAGCAGUUAUGGGUAUCUAUAUUGGAAGUGAACACUGUCACAAAUUAUUUAAAUAAUUUUGUUUUACUACCACAGACUUUUGCAGAGGAUCAUCUUCUGCUACAGCCGGCUUCUUGAUGUAUUUUCGACUUUAUUCCAAAUCAAUGCUUGUAUUUCUUA
Messenger RNA from Nicotiana tabacum (common tobacco), 937 nucleotides. RefSeq names its product soluble inorganic pyrophosphatase PPA1-like. Gene Ontology annotation, molecular function: magnesium ion binding; inorganic diphosphate phosphatase activity. Gene Ontology annotation, biological process: phosphate-containing compound metabolic process. Gene Ontology annotation, cellular component: cytoplasm. Lineage: Eukaryota; Viridiplantae; Streptophyta; Magnoliopsida; Solanales; Solanaceae. The record is from RefSeq and is a predicted model, not a curated record.